Molecule: messenger RNA, 2684 nt
Organism: Lytechinus variegatus (green sea urchin)
Lineage: Eukaryota; Metazoa; Echinodermata; Echinoidea; Temnopleuroida; Toxopneustidae
Gene: pdcd2
Product: programmed cell death protein 2-like
Exons: 4
Coding region: 34-1194 (386 amino acids)
Cellular component (GO): nucleus; cytoplasm
Source: RefSeq, a predicted model, not a curated record
GCACAUGCACAACACACACACACGUGGAUCAUCAUGGCUGCCCGUGUAAAUAACGUGGAAUUGGGAUUCGUUGAAAAAUCACCACCGUGGCGUCUGCUCAGUCAAUUUUUUCCAAGUAAAGUAGGUGGAAAACCAGCAUGGUUGAAUCUCAAGGAAGUCCCGAAAUCUCAAAAUUUGUUUUGUCCUAACUGCAACAAAACAAUGGUAUUUUUACUGCAAAUAUAUUGCCCUCCACCACCGGGCGACGAGGAUGACGCGACCGCAGCAGCGACGGGGCAGAGCAGCUGUUUCCACCGUACGCUGUACGUCUUCUGCUGCAGAGAAGCGACUUGUCACCAAACAUCUAAUUCGGAAGACCAAAAAAGUCCAUUUGCAAUAUUUCGGUGUCAGCUAGCGAGGAGAAAUGAUUUCUACAGUUAUGAACCACCGGAUGAAGACAAUCAAGUUCCAGAAAAGGACAUAAUUUCUCCCAUGCAGUUUGAUAUUUUGUUGUGUGACGUUUGCGGGUGCAAUGCAGGCAACAGGAAAUGUGGCAAAUGUCAGAAGGCAGUAUACUGCUGCAAAGACCAUCAAGUUAUGGAUUGGAAAAUGGGUCAUAAAGCAAAAUGCGGCAAGGAAUUUGGUCUUCACGAUGCCACUCCCCCAGCCAGCAAUAAAUUCCUCUUUCCAGAGUUUGAACUUGUGACAGAGCCAGAAAGUGAGGAAUAUGCUGCUCACGAAGACGAAGAGAACAUAGAGAAGGGAUCAAGUAAUGAAGACCUUAGACUAGUUGGUGCCAGUCUGGUCCAAACUGCAGUAGAACUGGAGAAUGGCUGUAUGAGUGCCAAAGAUCUUGAUAGAAUGGCUAGGAAAGAGACAGAGGAUGAUGUACAGUUCAUGAACUUUAAGAAGAGGAUUUCUCAUGAUCCUGAUCAAGUUCUACGGUAUCAAAAGGGCGGUCGACCCCUCUUCGUAUCUGCAAAUGAUCAGCCUAGUGAAAAGGAUAUUGUGCCUUGCUCCUGUGGGGCAAAAAGACAAUUUGAAUUCCAGAUUAUGCCCCAGCUCCUCACCCACUUGGAUGUAGAUAGCCUUGAUGUAAGUAUUGAUUGGGGGACACUGCUGAUAUACACCUGUUCAAAGAGCUGUACAGAAGGACCCCCCUACCAUCCAGAAUUCUUAUGGAAGCAAGACUAUCACAACUCGUCCAUCUCAUGAUGUCCUGUUGACACUAGAUUGACAGUCGGCCAAGGAAGACGACUUAAGCAGGUUACAAACCCAACUACAGGGCAAACUCUGUAAAUGUUGGUCAUUUAGACUGUCAAAAUUAUGUUUUCAUGAGAAUACAAAUAUCAAAUCAAUAUGAAUAAGGAAUUACCUAUGUUCAGUGGAUGUCGAGUUUCCACUUCAAAUGGUACCCUAAAAUGCAAUAGUUAAAAGCAAAAUACUUUCAUUCAUUCAGCAGCUCAAAGUUAGUGAGAUGAAUAGAGUAUUUGUAGCUUUAUCAAACAAAUAUUUAUUUACUCUAGACUGAUAAGUCUAGCGAAGUGAAUGAUAAGAGAGAGGAAUUGUGAUUACCUUAUAUUUAUGCUCAGUUUUCUUUUCACCUGUGCUGGUUUGGCUUAUGCUUGGUUAAUUUUUACAGUAAAAUUUCAGACAUCAUUGAAAGAGACACUAAAAUAUAUAUUUUUCUAGGAGAAAGACAUGCAAAACGAAAAAAAAUAGGUAAAAAAGCGAUGCAUCUGUUGUAGAUGUAUAAUAAGUAUACUAAAUGCAAUACAGCUAAUGAGUACUUUAACAGGUAACAUAAAUGCAUCCUAUUAUUUCCAAGACAUUUAUGCAAUAAUAUUGGUGAACCUACUGGUUGGUCCUAUGAGGCUUGUCUGGCGUCACUGGCCAUAAAGGCAGUUUUGCAUCUUUGGACAUGGGUCUGGAAGUCAUCAGGGUCAUUCCUCCAGGCACUGUCAUUGCCAUUGUUGUUGCUGUUGCCAGAUUCACCUUCUCUUUGGACUUUUUAUCAGGUGGCAGAAUGAUAUAUUCUAUACAACCAUACGUCUAUAUGGCAAAAUCUGGCCGGCCAUAGCUGUAUGGUUUCUCAUAUUCUAAUUUGUUAAAACUAUACAACUUUGUAUAAUAAUUGCGCCAACGGCCGGCCAUACAAGCUGCACAUUGAUGACCUUCAUUUUCAUUUCCAUCAUGGCAUAGCUUCCAUAUUUGGCUGAGUGCCCUGGUGAAUCUGCAUGACCAUCUCCUCCCAAGACCAACUUUCCUCCUUCUGACUGUCUGAGAUGAGACCUUUGUUCUCUUUGUUCAAAGACCCUUAUGAUUGCUGGCUGCAAGUAGUUAGACUGAUACUCCAGGAAGGUGUUGUUAGUGAUUGCCUUUAAAUUCAUAUGCUGGAGUACUCGUAAGACCUUGGUUGGACUGGCUCCACCAUACAAAAUGGCUGCAGACAAUAGCAAAUUUCCGGCAGGAACAUUCCCAACUUAUGGUUGUCUAUGCCAUUCCUUACUCUUACAGCACUUUAGACACGUUUGCCUGAUCUUAAUCUGCGAGCCAAAAGAUCUAGGGCAAAUCUUCUCAACCUGUACAUCACUGGAAAGGCAACUGAAGCAAUUGUUGAACAAUUCAAACAGGUUGGAUUCAAAGACUAUGUACUUUCCUUCUUUUCUGAAAGCUGAUGAAUAUUUCAUUUGAGUGAACAAAAG